Molecule: messenger RNA, 2661 nt
Organism: Harpegnathos saltator (Jerdon's jumping ant)
Lineage: Eukaryota; Metazoa; Arthropoda; Insecta; Hymenoptera; Formicidae
Product: transmembrane protein 115
Exons: 4
Coding region: 53-1138 (361 amino acids)
Biological process (GO): retrograde vesicle-mediated transport, Golgi to endoplasmic reticulum
Cellular component (GO): Golgi apparatus; membrane
Source: RefSeq, a predicted model, not a curated record
CGUCGAGAAGAGGAGAGAGAGGUUAGGUUCGUGGAGGUUAUUCGGCGAUAGGAUGGCGGCGAUCAAGGGCCUGGGUAGGAAUAUUCCCUACUUGAGGCAACAGGCGACUGCCUUGCUGGGCAACACCAGCACCAGUGUCAAGUUCAUUUGCGUGGUCGUACUGUUCUCAUACUGUCUGUCCUUCUCCGAGGAAGCGGUGCGGAUCCUGAGCGUAACGCCAGGUUACCUGCUGCCACCGGCCUUCUGGUUCUGGACUGCAUUUACUUUCUGCUUCCUCGAGAUACACUUUUGGGAGGUGUGCGCGGACAUCAUCACUGUCGGUCUGUGCGGCAAACUGAUCGAGCCGCUCUGGGGCGCCGUAGAGAUGAUGACGUUCUUCGCCAUCGUCAACUUCGGCGUCGCCGUGCUGUCGGCUCUCUUCUACCUGUUUCUUUAUAUGUGUACCAACAACACUGACCUGCUCUUUAAUAUACAUAUACACGGCUUGGCCGGUUACAUCGCAGGAGUUUCAGUGGCAGUGAAGCAAAUAAUGCCAGAUCAUAUUUUAGUGAAGACACCCAUUGGAAAGAUUACAAAUAGAAAUAUACCUUUAAUGAUUUGGAUUCUGGGAUUGAUAUUAUGGCUUAUAGGAUUGUUAGAAGGUACUCAUCCUACUAUGUUUCUCAGCGGAUUAUUGAUGUCUUGGAUAUAUCUGAGAUUUUAUCAGAAACACAAUAAUGGUACUCGAGGAGACAUGGCAGACAAUUUUACAUUUGCAAGUUUUUUCCCAAACGUUUUGCAACCACCGAUAGCAGUAGUGAGUAAUACUAUUCAUGGAUUUUUUGUGCGUAUUGGACUUUGCCGAAAAGUAGUUCGGAGGUUUGACAUGUCCAACACACCGCCUGGCUUAGUUAUUAACCUCCCGGGUAUAGAUCCUCACGACAGUGAACGACGCAGGCAAAUAGCAUUGAAAGCACUCAGCGAGAGGCUAGGCAAAGAUAACGCGAAACCUUGGCAACAAGAUAGAGCUAAAAAACACUCCCCAAUUCCCCCCGCUGUCUCUAUACCGAUACCCGAAUCCACCACGCCCAAGCCGCUAGCGUCUCCACUUAUUCCGCAAGUUAACAUCAACAUACACAAUCAUCCCACCAGCACGUGAUUACGCGAGACUGACUGAUUUCACAAUAGGUUUUUAAAUAAGUCAGGAAGCUUCUAAAGAAAUAUAAGUACGAGACAGGUCUGUAAUAUGGCUAUAUUCAAUAACGGGUCUGAAAACUUCGGAAUUGUAUUUUUUAGUAUAUCUUUUUUUCAUGUAUCUACGGAUAUACGGUUUAUUUAUUGCGGUUUUUUUGCUGUUAUAAUUUGAAAGAAAUUUAAGUACCGUUUUUGCUGACCGAUUCGGUUAAAGUUAACACAAUAUUAUAAGAGUAUUAUGUUGUAAAUAUAUAAUUGCAUUCGGCUGGUAUACUUGGUACUGUGACGCUACCGCGUGCAUAUGAUAUAAAAAUACUAUGCACUUGGGACAGGAUUCCCACUUCGUUGACGGUACUUAUUUGUACUGCUUCGUACUGCUUUUGUACUACUUUGUACUAGGUAUUUACAUUAAGAAAUAAUAGAAUAUCAUAGAAAUUUAUACAUCAGGUUCAUCUAGUUUUUGAUAUUUGGAAAUCUAAAAUAUGGAAGAAUGUCGUUAUAAGUUGUUGAUAAUUAUUAUUUUUACGCAUAAGUUUUAAAUAUAUUAAACUUAUAGUCUUCAAUAUAAUUUCUAUGCCGAGAAAACUGACUAUAAAUUUAUAAUAAGGUAUCAUGGAAGAAGCUUCUAAAUUAAAAAGAUUGACAUACUGCUAUUUAACGGAAAUUAAAUCACUUGUGUAGUGGACUUAGUGGAAAAAAUAAUAAUUCCCUAUUUUGCAUAAUAGGUUUUAUUUUAAUAUAGUACUUAUUUCUUUGUAGUGUCGAUUAAACUUCUAUUGUUACGUGUAGCUACUCGUUGAGUUUCACAGAAUACUCCUUAUUGAUUAUUAUGCCAUAUUAGCGCCGGUUUAAAAUAUAAUCUUUAGAAGAUUUUUGAGGGUAUGGGAAAUGUAAGAUCUAUCUUUCCAUCUUUCCAAGAAAUGAAAAAGUGUUCUUUGUUACAUAAAGAUUAUUUAAAAGUCAGUGAGAGUAUGAUGCAAAAAUUUUAAUAUUUACAUGGAAAACUAACGACCUUAUAGGUCAUUAGUGUUACACGAUUAGAGCACACUAUUUCAUCAAAAAGUCCGAUGGCAAUUUAAUGAUAAUAUAUAGCAAAUAGAUGCUUUCUGCGCAAACAUAAUCCAGUUAGGAGAAAAAAAUUUGAAAUUGAAGAAAGUGAAUAAAGUUUCAAUUUUACUUUAUAGUAAAUUUUGUACUAUUAAAAGUCAUCGUCAUAUGAUAUAAUGUCUCCUACUAUUGACUUACGUAUAUAUGUUGAAAUCAACUAAUUAUAAAAUGAGUUCUACAUUCAUACAUCUCAAUUUAGAUGUAUAUUUUUUCAACGAAACAUGUUUGAAAUCAUAAUCCAUGUAGCUUGUAACAUUUAUUUACUAUACUGCUAAAGUUCUAUUUUUUAUUGGGGUUUCUAUAAUGUGGAGUUCUAUAUAUAUCAACGUGUAUAAACAUUUCGGUUUUGAUAGAAUAAUUUCUAUAAUUUUUAAUAAUUAG